AGACAAUAGAUAUUGCACGGGAAAGAGCUCAGCGUGCAAAAUGUGCUGCAGUGUUGAUGAGCUGGCAAUGGUGCACAAAGGCUCCAGCAAUGCGGUCCACAACAAUGCUGAGCGUAUUGUGGUUCCCGGUGCCGGUGGGGAAGUGCAGGUCUUCCAUGUCAUGCAAGGCAGAAUUCCAACUGAAUUGCUGGCUGCCCUGAGCGCACCGCUUUCUGACGAAGAUUGCACAGCUCUUUAUCAUGAGGUGGGAUUGCAUCGUGCACUUCCUGUGCCAAAGACUGAAAGGCCGAAGGUACUUUGGCUGUUUGGGCCACCUGCGGCGGGUAAAAGCACACUUGCAGCUGAACACUCACCAACCAUUUUUGGCAUCAACGGAAGCGCUGUUUCCGUGGAUGGUGAGGAGAUUCGAGGUCAACACAAGGGCUUCCGCCGCGUUGCGCAGCACGGUUUGGAGAACCACCUGCUGCAUAAGGAUGCCUGGGGCAUCCUGAAGGCGACCGGACACGUGGAAGGCUUGAAGAGAACCAUCCUGCGCAAGGCUAUUCAGAACCGGCAAAACAUCACGAUGCCAGAUUGUGCUCUGAAGCCUGCCCGUGUCAUGGAAAUGCUGAAAGAGUUUCAAGAUGCUGACUAUGAGAUGCAUGCGAUUUGCCUUUGGGCGCCUGCUCAUGAAGCUGAGAGGAGGGGCCGUCUACGUUCCGUCCAGACGGGCAAAGCCUACAGCCCCAAGUUUCAUCGCCCCAGCAGUGAUGGCACAAUCGAGAUAGCUCGGUAUUGGGAAGAGCAGAUGAGGCAGGGAAAUAAACACUUCAAUGGCAUCAAGUACUAUGAUGCCACUUCGCUGCCUGCUUGCCCCGUUGUCUUGAACGAGGUUGAGAAUUUGAUGGAGAACUCGGAAUUGGUUCGCAGAGUGUCUCUUGGAAGGGAUGAUGCACGGCGGCUCUCCUUCAAAAAGCCUGGUCUGCAUGCUGCAGAGGCAGCAAUACUUCACAAGGGCCCAAGUCAAACCUGGAAAGACUAUGUGCUCCAGAUCUGCUGGCUUGCCCCAGGAUUCCUCCGCUACGUGGGUGCGUGUUUCACUGCAAAGACCUGGGUCAUCCUUGGAAUGUAUCAAGGCAUCUCUUUUCACAACUCUGGUCUUCUUGGCCUAGUGAGGCUUGGGUGAACGUGGUUCUAUUCCUGUUGCACCCUAGACGCCGGAUCGGUAGCUGUGCCACAGGGCAAAGCUUUGGCGUUGCACCAGUGGCACAGCUUGAAUCGUGGCGCGCUGACUUGGUUUCAAGCUCUGA
Molecule: messenger RNA, 1289 nt
Organism: Effrenium voratum
Lineage: Eukaryota; Dinophyceae; Suessiales; Symbiodiniaceae
Source: the annotation of a GenBank genome assembly